AUGGUGCGAACUCGGACCGUCGGAUCGUCCACCAGCCUUCUCCCGUUAAUCAACGCCGGCCACGUGUCUUCCAUCUGGCACGACAUCCUCCUCAUUCCGCCUCCCGCUUCUCCCCCCAACGGCUCCUCCUCCCCGCCGCGCCACCCCAGCGUUUCCCCCUUCAACACCUCCGCUUUCUCCUUCGUCUGCCGCUCCGCCAAAUCCCCUUCCGUCGAUUGCGGCGGGAGCCGAAAGCUUCGGCGCCGCGAUGACCCUCUUUUCCUGUUGGAGAAGCGGAUGGUCGUGAUGGCCCUAGACGGCAGUCUUACCAAACUGCAGCCGUCGCCGUCCGAGUCGCCGGAAACUUCGUCGCCGUUGUCGGCGCUCCUACAAGCUUCGCCGUGGAAUCUGGGUAUCCUGCCGCAGACGUGCGUGCUCGCGUCGCGAUGCAUGUCGAUGUUCUCCUGCUGCGAUGCGAAAGGCGAUUCUGGCGGUUCGGACGUCCGCCAGGGCGAGUCGCGGGAUAAUGAACUCACAGAGUCGCUCAUAACGGCGUGCGACAACGCGCCGCUGGAGGCGCUGGAGAUCGGGUCGCAAGCGCACGAUCCUGGCGACGUGUACGACGUUUUUCCGCUGCUGGCGAUGCCCCUGCGACUGCGGGGAUCUGGGCGAAACAGCAUGCCGAUUUCGUGGAGGAUCGUAACCAUCGCAGCGGACGACGAGCUGGUGACGAGCGGGCAGCUGAAACAUUCCAUGCGCGAUUUGUUGGAUCGCGUUCGCGAGUGGGCGAAAAAGUCGGAGUCCUUUCGCGAAAUAGCGGGACCAGGUCGCUCCCCCAAUCUCUUCUUUGACGCCUCCCCAUCGGCCUCACCCGCAGAAGCAGCCAACAGAGAGGCGUGCAGAAGUCAAUCCGGACUUCAGUACUCGACAACUCAGAGCGAGGAGAGAGGGGCGUGUGGCGGCGGAAGCGGAGGAGCAUCGCUGAGAAGGAUCUCAAGAAUCAACGGUCGACAUUCAAAGUCUGAACGCGAGAAGAGAGGAGUGGAGGAACCGGAGGAGAAAUGGGGAAAGUCGGCAAGGGAAGCAGAUGAAAGGGAGCAAGUGGAGAAAGCAGCAAGUCAAGCCCGGGAGGCAGAGGAAGGGGAGGAAGUAGCAGAGCAGAGGGAGCAAGUGCGGGAAGCGGUGCAAGCAGUGCUGCAUGCACACAGCACGUGGCGAAUCUUCUGCCCCACUCUGCGCCGACCUGCUCUCAAGCGCCUGGAGAAUCAUCACCGUGGCCGCUCGCACCUGCCCGAAAAAGGCCAUGGCAGCUCUCACCUGCCCGAGAACCACCAUGGCGGCUCGCACCUGCCUGGGAACCAGCAGCAGCAGCUACAGCAGCAGGAGCGACAGAAUAAGCUUGUGCGCAGCCCUGUAUUGUCAUGCCACUCUUCUUCCAGUGCUCUGCCGGCUCUCUCUUGGUCCUUCUCGUCCUCUCCUUCUUCUCCCUCUUCCUCUCCCUCGUCUUCUCCCUCACAUUCGGCCUCGUAUAAGGCAGCUUCGUUGCCGUCUAAGGCUGCAUGCUCCAGCCGGGCGGCGUAUCUAACCUGCCAAAGCAGAUCUGAUACGGACAUCAGUGCCAUGGGCGUGUGGAGGCUGAUUGCUCCUCAAGAGAGCUAUGGGCUUCCGGGGCUGGUCUCUGCUGUUACACCUGCCUCCUCGAUCCCCUCCUCUCACUCCCUCAUCUCGAUCCCCUCCUCUCACUCCCUCAUCUCGAUCCCCUCCUCUCACUCACUCAUCUCGAUCCCCUCAUCCCACUUUCUCAACUCAAUCCCCUCCCUUCACUCCAUCUCAAUCCCCUCCCUUCACUCCAUCUCAAUCCCCUCCUCUCCCUCCCUCAUCUCAAUCCCCUCUCACUCCCUUGCCCCUAUCCCCUCCUCUCACUCCUUCAUCCCAAUCCCCUCCUCUCACUCUCUCUCACUCCACCACCGCGCCUCCAUCCCCCUCUACUCGCCAUUCCAGCAUACAAUCAGGUGGUAG
Messenger RNA from Closterium sp. Naga37s-1, 1998 nucleotides. NCBI's taxonomy places the organism in Eukaryota, Viridiplantae, Streptophyta, Zygnematophyceae, Desmidiales, Closteriaceae. The record is from the annotation of a GenBank genome assembly.